AGUGCUCAGGCAUGAUUACGAACGCAUCGAGUUGAUGUGAGGAACCAUUAAGUCUUGCAACGGGCAUGGCAGCGACGAGUUCCAGGAGGAGAGGCCGAGGCGCAUGCCUCAGCUUCGGGAUUGCGCUGCUGGCGCUCUUGUUACGGUGGCCGAGCACGGAGUCCCCAUUUGCCGCCCACGACUUUGCCGGAGGAGCUCAGCUGAAGGUGAGACCACGCCCUUCGCAUGCUGGAGUCGCCUUGCGUGCCCUAGCUGCGCAAAAGGACAAGAGUGCCCAGGACUUCCUCGAUCUUGAGGAGGUGAUUGCAAAAGCCGAACGGGUGCUGGAGGACAACGGCGCGGCGGGCCAGAUAAAAGCUGCCUUGCGAGAAGCGCAGAAUAUAUAUCCAGGGAAGUGGACCCUUUCAGGGAAGAAGGACGAGUUGCAACAAAAACUGCGCGAGUUUGUGGAAGAGGCCAAACCAGUUCUGAAGGGCUUGGAAGAGGACCUUGUCCUGGCGCAGGCCGGGCAGGACCUUGUCCUGGCGCGGCAGCGGCUGGGACUUGCGCUGGCGCAGCAAGAGACGGCCCAGCGGCAGGUUGAGAGCGCCCAGGAGCAGGUGGCGACAGCCCAGCAGCAGGUGGCAAUGGCCCUGCAAACUGGCAACGCUGAGGAGGUGCAGGAGGCGAAGAAGGAGGUGCAGGAGGCAAAGAAGGAGGUGCAGGAGGCGAGGAAGGAGGUGCAGGAGGCGAAGAAGGAGGUGCAGGAGGCGAAGAAGGAGGGGCAGGAGGCGAAGAAGGAGGUGCAGGAGGCAAAGGCAAGCAAGACCGAGGCAAGCGGGAUCAAGGAGGACCCAGAUGCCACGGCGUUCAUCCAGGAGCUGGUCUAUGCCGAGCCCAAGGACCUCGGCGAAGGCGUGGAGGUCUUCGACCUCAAGGAGUGCCUGCCCGCAAGGCCCUACGACCUGAGCGGGAGGAAGCUGCUGACGCGGAACACGACGCGCCAGGCCUGGAAGGCCACCUUUGAGCUGAUGAAGAACGGCACGGAGCGCGUGGCCAUGCUGGGGAUCCCCGGCAUCGGCAAGAGCCGGUCCCUGGCGCUGGGCCUGUGGCACCUCGUGUCGGGUGAACGCCCAGACUGGAUCAAGGAGCCCCAGGCCGUCGUCUUCGAGGCGUGGGAGGGCGGCUUCGUUUUCAUCUUCAUCAACAAGGACCGCCGUUGGAAAGCGCAGAGCCUGCCGAUUGGCAAGUGGGAUGCAAGCGACUGCGAGCACCUGCAGAACAGCAACAACUGGUACCUCGUGGACGCCUCGGAGAAGCGCCCCACAUAUAAGCUGCGUGCCAAGACGGUGAAGGCCUGCAGCCCCGACAGGGAACACUACUCCAACUUCAUCAAAGAUGGUGGAGAGUGUGUCUACAUGGAGGCGUGGAGAGAGCAGGAGCUGCAGGUGGCCCAUGGCAAUUUGGCGACGGCAGUCACCAUGAGCACAGUGCUUGAGAGGUUUCGCCUGGUUGGGGGCAUACUACGCAUCCUUUUGGCUUCAGAAAAUGCCUAUGCAAAAGCCAUCGCUCAGCAGGAUUCCGAGGCGAAUGACUUUGCCACUGUGCAACGUGCUUUACAUGGAGAUCUGGACACCAUGGGGACGAAGCUUCCGAGCAGACUUUUCACAUACCUUUCUGUGGACGGGACUUCUUGCGAAGUCGCUGUGUGCUCCGCCGGGGUGAGAAGGCUUCUAGCACGCAAGCACUAUGCCGAGCUUGUGAAUUUGUGGAAGGAUGGAAACAACCCAAAAUCACGAUGUUGGCUGCAAAAUUUUGUCGGGGUUUGGCUAACCACAUCUUGGUGUCGCAAGCGGCUGGAGACCUGGGAAAUAACGAAUACAGGAAAAGCAAAUGCCUCCUGGACGCACAAGAAGGGCAAAGAUUUCGUAGUUCCUGGCGGUUUGGAAUUGCUGCAGAGCGAUUCCGAUGACACUUUCGAGCGCAGAUGGCUUCAAGUCAUGAAAGGCGACCUGGCAAAACGUCUUCUGCGCAGCCCAGAGCUCUAUCCAGGCCUCGACUACCUGCUUGACUUCAACCAUGGCAUCUCUGUGACAAAUUCCCCGCACCACAGCAUCAAACCGACAUUUUUACAGAGGUUGCGUGACAUUUUUGAUGGCUGCAAGGGACAACACAAUUUCACCCUCUCUUUUUGGGUGACAGGAGACCCGCAGCAAUUCAAACCGAAGUCAGGUGCAGAGUUCAACAAUUUGAUGGCAUUGGCGCAAGGGAGAGGCAGAGUGUUCCGGAAUGUGUAUGUACAGGUCGUGCAGAUUCCAAAAACGCUGGACAAAGUGCCAGACGCCUGACAUCCUGAAAAAAGGGUGGAAUGUGUUGA
Messenger RNA from Effrenium voratum, 2356 nucleotides. The record is from the annotation of a GenBank genome assembly. NCBI's taxonomy places the organism in Eukaryota, Dinophyceae, Suessiales, Symbiodiniaceae.